UGUGAGAAAAGCCCGAUUGCAGCAGAAGAGAGAGGGCUACUGAGGGUUACAGAACCAGCCACUUGGCCACAGGAACUGAAAUUUGCACUCUAAGGACCACUGGGUGUGGCCUCAGUGGAAGCUCCCAGCAGCAGCCAUCAUGGUUCUCCUGCUCAUGUCUGUGACUGUGCUGCAUCUGCUCACUCUGGCCAUGCUGUUCAUCGCUACCAUGGAGAAGUCCUGGUGGGUCUGGACCGAUGCUGAGAUCACAGAUCUCUGGUAUAACUGCAUUCAUGACAACGUAACGGGAAACUGGCUGUGUGCUACCACUAAUGAAAAUGACUGGUUGCAGGUUGUCCAAGCCCUGAUGGUCCUCUCUGUGGUCUUCUCCUCUAUCUCCUUCCUGGUCUUCCUGGGUCAGCUCUUCACCAUGUCUAAAGUCGGGCUCUUCUAUUUCACAGGCCUUUGUCAGGUCUUCGCAGGUUUCACAUCAUUUGCUGCCUCGCUCAUCUUCACGUUCCACCGUAAGGAGAUCCUGGAGGACUCUAGAGACCUGAGCAUGGGUCACUUUGGCUACUGCUUCAUCCUGGCAUGGUCCUGUGUACCCCUCCUGCUCUUCAGUGGAGUUCUAUAUGUCCACCUGCGCAAGAGGCAGUGAGCCAAGACAGACGUGAGGGCAAUAAGCAGCAUCAUUCAGUAUUACUUGGUACUGUUAUCCUGUUAUCACUCGACUGUGGUGAACAACAACAGAGACACAAUGUGCGAUGAAAGAGAGUUACAUACACUACAUGACCAAAAGUAUAUGGACACCUGCUCAUUGAACAUCUCAUUCCAAAAUCAUGGGCAUUAAUAUGGAGUU
Molecule: messenger RNA, 838 nt
Organism: Salvelinus namaycush (lake trout)
Lineage: Eukaryota; Metazoa; Chordata; Actinopteri; Salmoniformes; Salmonidae
Gene: emp3a
Product: epithelial membrane protein 3a
Exons: 5
Coding region: 140-637 (165 amino acids)
Cellular component (GO): plasma membrane
Source: RefSeq, a predicted model, not a curated record